Molecule: messenger RNA, 1614 nt
Organism: Henningerozyma blattae CBS 6284
Lineage: Eukaryota; Fungi; Ascomycota; Saccharomycetes; Saccharomycetales; Saccharomycetaceae
Gene: SNX4
Product: Snx4p
Exons: 1
Coding region: 1-1614 (537 amino acids)
Biological process (GO): cytoplasm to vacuole targeting by the Cvt pathway; autophagy
Cellular component (GO): phagophore assembly site
Molecular function (GO): phosphatidylinositol binding
Source: RefSeq, a predicted model, not a curated record
AUGAAUUAUACGUCAAAUAAUUCGUCUAAUCCCAACGCAAUUACGAAUAAAAAUAAUACUACUACUAAUGAUGAUGUAAUAUCUGAUCAAGAUUUUAGAACUGCUAAUCCAAAAGAAUUAGUAAGGAAUGAUGAUACUAAUCUUGAUGAUAAUACUAAUGACACUAAGGAAGUUGAUAAUAAUAAGUAUUUUAUGGAAAUUAUUGUAUCAGAUCCACAAAAAAGACGUAAUUCAUAUUCAUAUGGGAAUAAUGAUAUAUUAAAUAAUGAAACAAAUAAUAACUCUACUAAUUCCAAUUCAUCGAGUGGACUGUACAUCAGUUAUCAAAUCUCCACCAAGACUAAUAAUCCAAGAUAUCAUAAAGAAAAUAUUAAUGACAGGACUGAAGAUCUUACGAAUUUGAAAGAUCUUGAUAAGAAAAUUAUUGUUGUCCACAGACGUUAUAACGAUUUAAUAAUAUUGUAUAACGUUCUUACAAAUGAAUUCCCCAUGAGCAUCAUCCCACCCAUUCCUGAUAAGAAGAUAUUAGAAUAUAUAUCUGGGGAUCGAUUUUCCAAUAGUUUUACACAAAGAAGAUGUCAUAGUAUACAGAAUUUUUUAAGUCGUAUAUCUAGACAUCCAAUUUUAAAAAAUAGUAAUAUAUUUGAAAUGUUUCUAAUUAGUAAAGAUUGGGAAAUAUAUAAAAAAAGUUUAGGCCAUAAUACACAUACUAAUGGUAACGGCAAUAGUAAUGAUUCUAAUGGGGUUAGUAAUAAUCCUUUAAAUAAUGCUUCUAAUAGUGUAGGGUCUACUAUUGCCGGAUUACAUUUAAAAGAAGAAAUGAUUAGUGAUGUUAUAAUGAAUGCAUUUAAGAGUGUUAAGCAUGAGAAUGAAGAGAUAACCGAAAUCAAAGAGAAAGCUGAUAAAUUAAUCAACAAUUUAAAUAAGAUCAAUAAGAUUAACGACAAGAUUAUAAAGAAGAAUGAUUCUAUUAUUGAAGAUUUCAAUAAAUUGAGUAAUUCUAUUGAAAACAUUGAAGAAAUUGUUAAUAAUGAAACCUUAGAAAAUAAAUUAAGUUUAAAUUUAAAAGAGUUUAACAAGGGGAUUACUAAUAACAUGUAUAAUUUAAGAGAUCUAAACAAAUUUAUUGAUUAUGAAUAUAAUAUUGAUAUCAAGGAUAUGGAACAAUAUGUGGAAGUUGUAAAAUCCAUGAUUAAAAUUAAAGAACAAAAACAAAUUGAUUAUGAAGAAUUAAAUGAGUAUUUAAAUAAAGCCAUUAAUGAUAAGAAUAAUCUAAUCUCUGGUGGUAAUUCGAAUUCAAGUUCUAACACAACAAGCACCACUAGUUACAUAACCAAUAAAUUGGAAGAAUUUGCAGGGAUUAAUGUCGAGAUGAAUAAACGUGAUAAAGUAGAGAAAUUAAAUAAAAAAAUUGAUUCUUUGACUAUUGAAUUGGAGAAAUCAAAGAAAAUCGAUCUAAUUUUUGAAAAGGAGAUUCUUAAGGAGAUCAAAAUUUUUGAAGAUUUCAAAACCAACGAGUUAUGCAAUACGAUGAAUAACCUUGCUGAUCAGCAUAUUGAGUACUAUGAAAAGAUGUUAAAGACUUGGGAGGAGAUCGAAUCCAACUUGCAAUAG